AAAAUUGGGGCUAUUCUAAAAUUAGGCACCCCAAAUCAGUAACCACUCCUGAGAACAGUACGGAGGCCAAAGAAUUCUCGUUUCAUCCUCUGACCCCCUUAUACCCAUGCUAAUAGGAAACUUCCUGAAAGUGAGAUGUUAGAGUGGGAGUUGGGCUGUGGCAGGCAUUUAAAUCAGAGGGGCAAUGGAGAACUGCCAGCUGAAGAGAGCAGUGGACAGCGGGCACAUCAAGGUGUGGGGGAGGCUGGGAGUGACUAUUGACUAACUCAGUUUAACAAAUGUAAGUUCUUAAUUUCAGUCUCUAAAGUGCCAACUUCAGGCUGCCCUAGAUUUGCUCAAACUGGCCCCAGCGCUUCCUGUUAUCCUUUUCUUUAAGCACGUAAUACCCCAUGGAAAGCAAAGAGACUGAAGCUACAUGCCACCUCGGAGGUGGCAAAAAGUUGUCUCCAAAGCCAAUGACUGUAAGCAGCUCAGAUGUGCCCCAGAAGAACAUGAGAAAACAUAUGAGUAGUUCCUGCAUUUCAGUGUUUUCCUGCAAGGGGCCGUCUUCUCCAACAAUCAAGAAUAUCCUAAGCAAAACCAAAGCAGGAUCAGAAUCUAAGGAUGAGGAAGAUGGUUCAGAAAUGGACACCAAACGUGCCUCUGUUUCUCAGCUGCCAAGGAAAAUGUGGUGCAUUGAUGACUUUGAAAUUGGGCGGCCACUUGGGAAAGGUCGAUUUGGAACCGUUUAUUUGGCUCGUGAACAAAAUACCCACUUCAUCCUAGCCCUAAAAGUCAUCUUCAAGUCUGCCCUGGAGAAAUCACAACUGGAGCACCAGCUCCGAAGAGAAAUAGAAAUUUUGAGUCAUCUCAGGCAUCCAAAUAUUUUGAGAUUUUAUAACUACUUUCAUGACAGAACACGGAUCUACCUGAUGUUGGAAUAUGCUCCAGGAGGGGAGCUGUACAAAGAAUUGCAAAAACAUGAGCGUUUUGAGGAGACAAGAACUGCCACGUAUGUAGAAGAAAUAUCUGAUGCUCUGAUAUACUGCCAUGCUCAGAAAGUGAUCCACCGAGAUAUCAAGCCUGAAAACCUCCUGCUAGGACUUAAAGGGGAACUGAAGUUAGCGGACUUUGGCUGGUCCGUGCAUGCUCCAUCACUCAGGAGGACAACAUUUUGUGGCACAACAGAUUACCUUGCCCCAGAAAUGAUUGAUGGGAGAACCCAUGAUGAAAAUGUUGAUGUCUGGUGUGUUGGUGUUCUAUGUUUUGAGUGUCUUGUGGGGUAUGCACCAUUUGAAGCACCCACCCGCAAUGAAACAUACAAAAGAAUUGCAGAGGUUAAAUUCGCAUUUCCCACAUGGGUGCCUGAUGGUGCCAAGGACCUUAUUUCAAAAACACUUAAGCGCACUCCUUCUUUGAGGCUCUCUCUCAAAGAAAUAAUAAAACAUCCAUGGGUUAAGAAGAAUUCAAGGAGGAUUUUCCCACCAGUUUAUAAAGCAGCUGAAGAAACUCUCACUCUGGAAUAUUGACUACUUGUGCUUUUUUGGAGAUGGCUGGAUUUUUUUUUUUUUAAAUCUGAUUAGGAUUCAGUUUACCGGAAUGAACAGGAGGGGGAAGUAUUAGACACUAAAGGAGAACACUUCCAGUGACUCUAGAAAGAGAAAACAGUAGUGUAGGUCUUAAGGAUGGGUGUUGAGAGGUGGUGGGAAAAUAGCUUCAGCCCUAAAUGUAAUAUUUAAACGAAGAGGGGUUUAUUCACUUUUAGAAAUAAAGCAGGUGCUGCCA
Messenger RNA from Chelonia mydas (Green sea turtle), 1764 nucleotides. Its product is annotated as aurora kinase C-like. Lineage: Eukaryota; Metazoa; Chordata; Testudines; Cheloniidae. The transcript is spliced from 9 exons. The record is from RefSeq and is a predicted model, not a curated record. The coding region runs from base 390 to 1508 and encodes 372 amino acids. Gene Ontology annotation, molecular function: protein kinase activity; ATP binding. Gene Ontology annotation, cellular component: chromosome passenger complex; spindle microtubule; spindle pole centrosome. Gene Ontology annotation, biological process: mitotic spindle organization; protein phosphorylation; regulation of cytokinesis.